UCGAGCUGAGUGUGGACACUUCUGCCCAGUAGCUCCAGUAUUGAAGUAAUAAAAAGAAAUGCAAUGUGUCUUUUAAUUUUUGCGUCAUCUUCUAUAAUUUAAAGGCAUUGUCAUUCGUGACGUGUCAAUUGAGUAACGUUUGAGAAGAGCACAAAAAUUUUCAUGGUUAUCUAAGUCAGACUUCAUCAAUAAAUUUAUAAGUGAAUACCAAGAGGCAAAUUAAUUAUUUUAUGAAAUUGCUAGUAAUUAUUAUAAAACGGAUGUUCUUAUUUAAAGUGACAGAAGAUGGAUUAAGAAAAUGACGUAGUGUUGAAAAUGGAUUGAAUAUUGAGGAUAUUGUUAACUAGUGAUGAAUAAAUUAAAUAAUUAGUAGUUAUCAGUAGUCGUUUAAUGCAUAAUGAAAUUUAAAGAGUGUAUGUCUUCUUUCCGAAGCCACGGCAUUUGGAAUAUGUCGAAUGCGACUAAAAUAAUGUUUACAGAAAACAACACGACUCUGUGCAUAUAUUAAUCACUAUUAUAGCCGAGUUUCUCCGAAGUUGUUAUUCAUCAUGACACAUUCAUCAAGUUCAAGUACUGCCAGCACACCACCGCAGCAGGUCACUUCUUCAGAACACAGGCUGAAGGUCGCUGUCAGAAUCCGGCCACUGAGACCAAACGAAACGCAGCGCGUUCUACACUCUCUUGAUAGCAGGAUGGUGGUCAUGGAAGAUGAGGGAGACAAGAAUGACGUCCUGCGUCAGAAGAGAGGAGGAGGAGAGAGGAGGUAUGUCUACGACGCGGUCUUCGGCGAAGAUUCCACACAGGAUAUGGUGUACGAGGCCACCUCUAGGGGGCUGGUGUUGGGUGUUCUGAUGGGAUACAAUGCCACAGUGUUUGCUUACGGAGCUACGGGCUCUGGCAAGACGCACACCAUGGUAGGCAAUUCCGAGCAACCUGGCAUCAUGGUCAGGGCCCUCAACGAUAUCUUCCAGGCUGUCAAGGACUCCGCAAACCCUGAACAGUUUACUGUGACGAUGUCUUAUCUUGAGAUAUACAAUGAGAAUAUUCGUGAUCUCUUGAACCCAAGUUCAGGUUUCCUGGAACUUCGUGAGGACUCACGAGGCAGAAAUAUACAGGUGAAACAUCUCUCAGAAAUAUCCACCACAUCUACUGAGGAGGUUAUGUGUCUCCUACAGAAGGGAAAUCGAGCUCGUACCGUUGAACCAACAGCUGCCAACAAAACCUCUUCCCGUUCACAUGCAUUACUCAGUGUAACAGUGCAACAGACUUCACCACUCCAGACAGUUGAUAAAAUGAAAUCACGAAUUAAACAUGGGAAGCUAUUUAUGAUUGACUUGGCUGGGUCAGAGAGAGCUUCGCAAACAAAGAAUCGAGGAAAGCGUCUGAAGGAAGGAGCCCACAUUAACCGCUCCCUCCUAGCUCUUGGUAACUGCAUAAAUGCCCUGUCUGGUGGUGCCCAUUAUGUCAAUUACAGGGAUUCCAAACUGACAAGACUCUUAAAGGAUGCAUUAAGUGGGAACUGCAAGACUGUCAUGAUAGCUCAUGUCAGCCCAGCAGCUGUACAUAAAGAGGAGAGCAGAAACACACUGCUAUAUGCUGAUCGAGCCAAGAAUAUUUCAAACAAGGUGGAGCGCAACGUGCUGGAUGUAUCGUAUCAUGUCUCUCAGUACCGAAAUAUCAUUAGUGAACUGAGAGAUGAGAUUGCCAGACUAAGAUCAAAGAUGAAGGAGGAUCGGACUCAUUUGGGCGAUGCAUCUAAUGAGAAAGGGGAGAAGCUGAAGAUACUAAGAGAUCAAAUUGUAUCAACAUUCAGAGAGCAAAUGAGAUUGAGACGCCGUCUAAUGGAGUACGAUAGUCGCCUUUUAAGUCUUAGUGCAGAAGCUGAGCGACAACAUGCAGUGAUUUCUCAAUGGGAGUCCAAAAACAAUAAGCUGUACAAAAACAAUCACAACACUCUUACCAGGUGGCACGAUCGAAGACCAAACACUGAACCAGACUUUGAUGUUGAUCGAGAAUUUUUGAACAUGGAAGAUGAUGGACCACUGCAGAUGGCCUGGUCAGAACUUUCUUUCAUCGAGAAGGAACAGGAACAAUACGCAGAACUCAGAGCUAGCACAGAGCAUGAGCUGGAGGACUGCAGGCAGCGGGGUGCUGCACUUGAAAAUGAGCUCCCAUCACAGAUAAGUUCAGAGGAAGAGCGUGAACUGCUGGCCCUCAUGUGCCGUGUCCAUGAACUUGAGGUGGAGAAAAUGGCACUACAGAGUGAACGCUUCAUCAAGCAGCAUGAACUGUGGAGAAGAGAUCUUGUCAUCUUUCGUUAUGAUCGUCAACGUCACCUCUGCGAGGAAAUCAUCACUAGACAGCGUCAGUUAAUGGAGGAAGGCUGUGUCACUCUGCCCCAAGAUCUCAAAGAACUGUACAGAAUUUACCAGCAAGAGAUUCAUGCAUCCACAUACACAGAUGCCAGUCCAAGUUACCAGUCUGGUGUACCUUUCAGCAGUUAUACCAGAGACAAAGGCAAGCUGCCACCCAUCCAACCUAGUGCUGAGCCACUCUUCCACCGGUCUAUGAGGUACACUGCUGACCAUGGUUCAGAUCAAGCAGGAAGUGAUGACAUAAGCAUGAGGACACCAAACAGUUCUGCAGGUUCAGACUACACACCAUCGCCUCUUCCUCCGAUCCCAGGAAGUGCAGGGACUGGACAAAUGGGACAACUCUCUUCUCUUCCUCCACCAGCUGUGCUCUUCCCUCCAAUUGCUGGACCUACCAAAGGCUUGCCUGAUACUUCCAAGUACCUCAGUCGAUAUGUCUAGUUCUUGUCAUUACUACUUCCUUCUUCUCUGUUGUGUUUUCUCUAUGCCUGCUUAUUAUAUUCAUAAAAGCUAUAAAUAAAUAUGUUAUUUUUCAAAUUGAAAAGUGUAAUUCCUUUUAAACACAUGUUAUAUAAAGAUAAUAAAAUUAUUCUCUAUAGCAUAGUCUGGAUAUGUAUGCAACUUUUUUCUUGGUGCUCACAGAAUAUUUCACAAGUAUUUUCAAGGAUUUAGAGAGUUUAGUGAUGUAUUAUACAUGAUCUCUCCAGAAUGGAAGAAGUCAAUGGCUGAAAUUACAAAUAAGGUAAAUGGACAAUUAAUUUUCUUUUUCUCCCUCCUUACAAAUUGAAACAUACCUUGGAAGUUUACUUUACAAUGACUGAGUUUGCCAUUGACCUCAAUCCACUUGCUAUUCUUCAGUGGAACACAUCAGGUGAUCAGAAUGCCCUUGAUUUAGUUUUGGGGCUGGACCCCAUGCCCUUUU
Messenger RNA from Cryptotermes secundus, 3294 nucleotides. Its product is annotated as kinesin-like protein KIF19. Gene Ontology annotation, biological process: microtubule-based movement. Bases 549 to 2813 code for a protein of 754 amino acids. The transcript has 15 exons. Gene Ontology annotation, molecular function: microtubule binding; microtubule motor activity; ATP binding. The record is from RefSeq and is a predicted model, not a curated record. Lineage: Eukaryota; Metazoa; Arthropoda; Insecta; Blattodea; Kalotermitidae.